GCCUUCUUAGCGGAUUGAGUGAAAACAGCUGUUGCAGUGAGAGUAGUUGACUGUUGGGUAUUGUGUUAGUGUGCGGUGAGAGGAGUGGUAUAUUUUGAAUUUAGGUUGUGGUUGUGUAACAAGUGUAAACAGAUGACAAAAUGACCAGUACAAAUUCGAGAGAAGUUAAAUAUAUUUACCAACUACCAUACUAUGAACACAAAGAGCUGUGCCGUUUGUUGGAUCACAAUGACAAGUGGGAAGAGCUUGGUGGAAAACAUAUGAAUUUUGACAUGAUGACAAUCCAUGAAUUACGGAGAUUUUUUGUAAGAGGUUUGUCACCUUCUGAGGAACUGCUCAACAGAUGGGGUCACCAAAACCAUACUAUACUGGAACUGUUUGCUCUGCUGUCAAAAAUGUGUUACUACAGAGCAAUGAUGAUCUUGAAACCAUUUGUUGAUCCACAGUACCAUCACUUUAUAUAUGAAGGAGAGCAGUUUCUGGACUUAACUGAACGUGCCAAGUACUUGGAGGAAUUAAAGAACAAUAAAUCAAAUGUGCCAGUCUUAUCACCUUCUGUUGUUCCUCAAGCAAAUUCCAGUGUUGCUGACAAGGACUUGCAUGUUGGAAUUCAUAACCUGAAUCUUCCAUCUGAGGCAGCUAGGAGGCCUGCAUCCAAACUUAUCUUCCCACCUACCACUUCAUCCUCAGAAGCCAAAGCACCAAACACAGUGGUGCAACAAACAGAACAAUCAGGAAACAUCUCCAAUGACAACAAUGAAUAUGCUACUGUGGAAGCAGGUGCUGUCAAUGCGGGCAGCCCAGCUGUGAACACGCCUGCUGCACCUGAAGUUGCUGCAGCUGCUGAGCCAGAGAAUAAGGACAGCAAUGUUCCAGGGAUAAAUACACAGCGCAAAAUGUCCAAUGCUUCAGAUGUGUCAUCAAUUGCUGAAUCCUGUGGCACCAUACCUGAUAUUCCAUACAAAGAGCUGAUGGUUGCUACAAACGGUUGGGACAAACAUACAAUUCUUGGAAAGGGUGGAUUUGGCACAGUGUUUAAAGGAAUAUGGAAAAAUACACCUGUAGCAAUCAAAAGACUUGAACAGAGAACAGAAUCUGAUGAGAGUUACCAGGCUCAGAUCGAGCAAUCAUUGCGUGAGCUGAGAGUUCUGAAUGCAUGCCGACAUGACAACAUAUUACCUAUUUAUGGCUUCAGCAUGGGUGGAGAUGAGCCUUGUCUUGUGUACCAGUACAUGCCUAAUGGAUCUGUUGAAGAUCGUCUUCUUUGUCGAAAUGGCACUCCUCCACUGUCAUGGGAUCAGCGUCACAAUAUUGCUGAAGGGACGGCAAGAGGUCUUCAGUUCUUGCACAACAACAAAAAACCAUUUAUCCAUGGUGAUAUAAAGAGUGCCAACAUACUACUGGAUACCAACUUUGAACCGAGGAUUGGUGAUUUUGGGCUUGCACGUGAUGGUCCACAGGGUCAUUACACUCACAUGAAAGUGAGCCGAGUCCAUGGUACCCGCCCCUAUCUGCCUGAUGAAUUCCUGCGUUCAAAACAAAUUUCCACAAAGGUUGAUACAUACAGUUUUGGAAUUGUUCUCUUUGAGCUGGCUACUGGUCAAAGAGCAUACGAUGAGUCGAGGCAGAAAAAAUUUUUGAAAGACCAUGUGGAGGCGUGUGAAGAUCAACAGAUCCUCACAUUAGCUGAUAGGAAAGCAGGCCCUUGUGAUCAGGCAACAUUUCUAGAACUGGUGGAGCUGGGCAAAUUGUGUGUCCGCAAGCGUGCAAAAGAUAGACCUGAAAUGGAGGAAGUAUUGAAGCAGCUUGAAGGCAUGUCUAAUCGAAGACGUAUUGCAUCACGUGCUCAGAAUAUGGUUCGCCAGUUGACACCUUCAACCCCUUACGAGUUGCAACUCCUGCACGACAUCUGCAGCCAACAGCGCCGCAUGUCCAGCCCGUCAGCCAGUCCUGCUGCUUCCCCUCAGCCGUACGCCGUGCCUGAUUUGACCCAUGGAGCUCCAAACUUGCCUUUUAUUUCCCCACUGUAUCACCUCCAGCAGCAGCAGCAGCAACAGGUGUUACCACAGCAACAGCAGAUUCCUGGGGGAUUGGCAUCUCCUGUGCUGCCCAACAAUCGAUUUUUUGAUGUGGUCAGUAAUGGGAAUGCCCAAAAAAUGAAUGUACAUCCUGAGGAUGAAAACAGACUAGUGUACAAUAUUCAGAGGAAUGUACCAUCUCCUCUUCCUUAUGAAGGGAACUUCAAUAAUAUUGUUGAAACAGCUGUUCCAAAUGAAAUGAAAUUGAAUGGUGUUGUUGACUCAGUCAUCCUCAAUACACCCAGGAAGCAAAAUGUCCACCCCAAUGGUGGUGGCAGUAUAAAUCCAUUUCAGAUGAAUAGUUUGCAGAAAGCAGUGAAUUUAGUUGCAAAUGGUGCAGCUGAUAAUUUGAAUAUUGAUGGGCAAAUUCUGAAUUUGCCUAGUCAUCCAACUGUGCUUCCUAGCUUGAUUAAGACAUCUGCAGAGUCUGUUGCAUCACACCUUGGACAAAAUGACUUUGGACUGCCAUUGACAAUUACAGCUGCUGCACCACUGAUAGCCGUUACACCACCAACAGCCAGCUCUUUCUCCAAGCAUAUACCAGUUGCCGAAGAAUCCCAAAGUCAAAAUAACAGUAAAUCAGAAAAGGUAGAAGAGAGGGAUGCUGUGCUAGCAGUGAACAAUUUUGCACCUGGAGAGGCAAGUGUUGGUGGCCUACCGUUACUCUCUGCACUUGGAAUUAAGAGUGCAGAUAACAUCAGAAGUGACAGUAACAAUGCAGACAGUUCCAGUGUUAAUGAAAGUACAGACAUGUUGUGAUAACACUGCCGUAAUAACAUACUGAACAUCUUUCCAUAACUGUUAAUAGUAUGUAUUUGACAUUUAAGCAGCAGAUUCCAUUUGUUAAUAUUAAUAUUAAAUUUAAUUUUUCAGAGAAUGUAGAGGCUUGUCCUAUUUAAGUAUAAUGUGUGAACCAUACAUAAAGGUCAACAUUUUAAUGUGAUGAAGGAUCAGGACUACUUUUAUUCCACCAAUUUCUGAUAUUUCGACUCAGUUUUAGGCUAUCAUUGCCUGCAUGAUGAGAGAUAGCUAGAGGGGUGCUAAUCAGUCAACCAGCAUUUACGAAUUUUGUCAUUUUAAUGCAGAUUUAUGGAAGGUGGACAGAAUUUUCUGGACACUAAGGAACAAGCUUUCAUAUAGAAACUCUUAAGCACAUGCAACGGAAAUCAGUGGGCUCAAGGUAGUUUUGUAUAAUAUCGUGUUUUCCCUCUGUGCCUUCAUUUUACUUGGCAGCUUUAAACUAAAAAUGAAUUGUCAUGAAGUUACUAUGUGAAUGGUUAGCUAACCAUGUUUUCUCCCCAAACAUUCAUUUAGUCCUGUGACAUGUUAGUUCUCAUACUUGGCACCAUAAAAUUUGGAUGAAAUGUUGGUGAUUCUCAUAG
Schistocerca piceifrons (Central American locust) is the source of this 3460-nucleotide messenger RNA. RefSeq names its product interleukin-1 receptor-associated kinase 1-like. The record is from RefSeq and is a predicted model, not a curated record. NCBI's taxonomy places the organism in Eukaryota, Metazoa, Arthropoda, Insecta, Orthoptera, Acrididae. Gene Ontology annotation, molecular function: protein binding; protein kinase activity; ATP binding. Gene Ontology annotation, biological process: protein phosphorylation; signal transduction.